AUGCAGGAUGUGGUGGCACGUGCAAUCUCUCAGGGUAUUUCAGAUGGGAUCCAGCAGUUGGCCUCAAAAUUACCCUUUGCCACUGCUAUUGUCUCCACUUCUCCCAGGGAGUCUGGCAGUUCCAACAAGACUCAUGCCCCUCGAUCUCAGGAGCCCCAAGUUAGGGAGGCUUCUCUGGCCCCUACUGGGAUCAGUGAGGUGUCCGAUGGGGAGGAGGCAGAGCUAGACGCUCCGGACCUCUCAGAGGAUGAGAAUUCCGCCCUCGAGGCGCCUGUCUCUUCGGGUUUCUUCAACCCCUCCUUGUUUAGGGCUAUCCUAACCAAGGCUAGGGUGAUGGCACCCCAGAUGGGUCUGCCGGCUCCAGCAGAGAAAGUCCCUCCAGCUCAGGGUACCAAGGAAACCAUUGGGCUCCAGGACCCGGGUGCGGGAUUGUUUAAGGAGGCUUCCCCUCCUCUCGAUCUGGUUCCAGCUCCUCAGCUGUUUUUGGACAUCAUUCAACAUCAGUGGGCCCAGCCGGAUUUCAUGGCCAAUCCUAGUGGCACUGACAAGAAGCUCUAUUCUAUGGAGGGCCCUCUAGAGGAACUGCUUAAGUUUCCCCAGUAUUUUGGUAGAGCGGCCCUGUUCUGGUUACGUAAGUUAUUAACCGACCUCCUUGCGGGGAACACCAGGGCUAGACAGGACAUUAGAAAGAUAAUAGUGGCCGUGGAAUAUUCUGCCAAUGCCUCCCUUGCCGCCACCAAGUUCUCUUCUAGAGCCCUUGCCUCCAACGUGACUUCACGCCGUCUGCUAUGGCUUCGCCACUGGCAGGUGGACGUUAAAACCAAGUGGAAGCUAAUUUCUGCUCCAUUUAAAGGGGGAAAAUUGUUUGGGGAGACCUUGGACCCCUUUCUAAUGGAGUCCAAGGACAAGUGCAAGAUUUUGCCCCCAGUCACUAAGAAACUGAACCCUCCACUCAAGGGCUCUGCAGUGGCUGCUUCUGCCCCACCAGAAAGCCAACAGGAGAAACUCGACCAUGCUGAUUCCCGUGCCUCUGGCCGUGAAGAGGUCCCUCCAAUGGUGGACGUCACCUCAAGGGACACCUCUUCAGGGAGCCCGACAGGGUGGUCGUUACCACCGACGCCAGUCUCUCCAGUUGGGGAGCGCAUCUGGGCCAACUCGUGGUCCAAGGCAAAUGGUCUGCGUCAAGAGUCCCGCUGCAGCAUCAAUCUUCUAGAACUGAGGGCGGCAAGGUUGGCCCUUCGUCAUUUCCAUCGGUCGAUUCGCCGACGUCACAACCUCCUGAUGACGGACAACGUGGCCACCAAGGCGCACAUAAACUGCCAGGGUGGCACCAGAUCCAAGCAGCUGAUGGCGGAGACGGAAGCACUGGGCCGCUGGGCGGAGUGCCACCUGGAGUCCAUCCACUCCGAUCACAUCUCGGGCAUCGACAACACCCGCGUGGACUGGCUCAGCAGGACUACCAUCAACCCUGCCGAGUGGCAACUCGACUCGGCCCUCUUCCGCUGCCUGACCUGCAGCAAGAUCCCCAGGGUACGCUGUUUCCUGAAGGGUGCCUUGAACCUACGUCCGCCCACCAUCCAUCGGUACCCUACCAGGCAGCUGUCCGUGGUGCUCCAAGUGCUCACCGCUCCACCUUUCGAGCCACUGCAUUCCGUUUCUCUUCGACACCUCACGCUGAAGACGGCCUUCCUGAUAGCCAUCACCUCUGCCCGCCGUAUCUCCGAGUUGGUGGCCUUGUUGGUUCGUCAGGACCUUUGUAUUGUACAUCCCGAUAGGGUCGUCUUACGACUCGAUCCUUCCUUCAUUCCGAAGAUCAACACCCGCUUUCAUAGGGCACAAGAAGUCAUUUUGCCGAGGUUUUGUCCGCGCCUUUCUCAUGCGCGGGAACACUCUUGGCACACACUGGAUGUUCGGUGGGCCCUGAAGGUCUACCUCCACCGGACCUCGGACUUCCGUCAGUCUGAGACCUUGUUCAUUUCUUUCCAGCCUGGUUCUCUGGGCAAGAAGGUCACCUCCACCACCGUGGGAAGAUGGUUGAGGGCAUGCAUCGCCUCCACCUAUGAAGGCCAAUCUUGGGUGGUUCCACAUGAAGGCACGCCCCCUCUUAAGCCGGCCUUCACUGGGUUGUUCUACCCUUCAUUGUAUAAGUUACACCUAUUCAAGGCCAAAGCAGCCGCCAAGGUCGGAAACAGAGCAGCAGAAGCACCACCUCAGCACCAGGGGUUUUCUGCAGAAACCAUCUUUGAUGAGCAGGCCAUUGAGACUGACACGUUGCCAACUCCCAAGGCCUUUUUUGAGUCGGUCAAGCGCCAAUGGGCUGCACCCACAGCGGGGCCCAUGCCCACAUCCACAGACAAGACUUUCUUCAAUGUGGACAAGGACAUGGCUGGGGUGCUAUCUCAGCCCUCCACUGAUGCUCCAGUAUUGAAAGUCUUGUCUGUGGAUGUGGGCAUGGGCCCCGCUGUGGGUGCAGCCCAUUGGCGCUUGACCAACUCAAGAAAGGCCUUGAGAGUUGGCACUGUAAUUCUUGGGAAAUUGGAGGAGAUUAUGAUGGAAGUCCAUUUCGAGGGGGAUCUCCUCAUUACUAGUCACCCUAAUAUUCAAACAUUAAUAUGCAGAAUGAACAACAACGAUUCCAAAGAGUUAUCUAUCGAUAGUAAGGAUGUCUUAGAUUAUGAUGCUUCGGGAGAGAGUCACCAUUCCAUGUAUUUUCCAAAAUCGUUCUUGGAGAGUGUCCAAACAACUCCUGCAAAGGAAACAAGGCUUAUCUGCAUUUACCUGAAAGCUUCUUGCCUCUUUCAGGAUAAACAAAACAGCUCCUUGCUGAGUGGUGACAUCUUAGGAGCCAGUCUUGGGAACAUGAGUGUCACCAACCUUCGUGAACCUGUGGAAAUCAGGUUUUGGCAUAAUCAUUCAUUGGUUAAUUUCAGCAAGACCUGCGUAUUUUGGGUGGAAGGAACAGGAGAGGAUAACCUGGGGGAAUGGAGAACAGAAGGCUGUGAAACCGACACCAGCCAGGAGGACGUUGUUCUCUGCAAAUGCAGCCAUCUGACUUAUUUUGCUGUCCUUCUG
Messenger RNA from Thamnophis sirtalis, 3072 nucleotides. The record is from RefSeq and is a predicted model, not a curated record. NCBI's taxonomy places the organism in Eukaryota, Metazoa, Chordata, Lepidosauria, Squamata, Natricidae.